This is a messenger RNA of Chionomys nivalis (European snow vole), 1367 nucleotides long. It is a transcript of the gene Nfkbil1, whose product is annotated as NFKB inhibitor like 1. Lineage: Eukaryota; Metazoa; Chordata; Mammalia; Rodentia; Cricetidae. Gene Ontology annotation, biological process: negative regulation of toll-like receptor signaling pathway; canonical NF-kappaB signal transduction. The coding region runs from base 175 to 1248 and encodes 357 amino acids. Gene Ontology annotation, molecular function: protein binding. The record is from RefSeq and is a predicted model, not a curated record. Gene Ontology annotation, cellular component: nucleus. The transcript has 4 exons.
CCCGCCCGGAGCGCUCCUCCCUUCCCGCCUCCCUUCUCGGAGCGCCCUAAACACGGGAUCGGGCCUCCAGCUCCGCGGGUUCGGGGGGGCGGGGAGCAGGUCUGAUGAGUCACCCCUCCCCCCCCGGCCCCCGAGGACGAAGCCUCCACGUCUGUCUGUCGGCUCAAGAGUUCCAUGGCCUCUGCUUCCCGCCGGCAACGCCGAGAGCGCCGCUUCCGGCGGUACUUGUCGGCAGGGCGGCUAGUACGAGCCCAGGCUCUCCUCCAGCGACACCCGGGCCUCGAUGUGGAUGCCGGGCAGCCCCCUCCCCUGCACAGGGCCUGCGCCCGCCACGAUGCCCCAGCCCUGUGUCUGCUGCUGCGUCUCGGGGCUGACCCUGCCCACCAGGACCGCCACGGCGACACGGCGCUGCACGCUGCGGCCCGCCAGGGCCCCGAUGCUUACACGGACUUCUUCCUGCCUCUGCUGAGUCGAUGCCCCUCCGCCAUGGGGAUAAAGAAUAAGGAUGGGGAGACUCCUGGGCAGAUUCUGGGCUGGGGCCCCCCCUGGGAUUCUGCCGAAGAGGAAGAGGAUGAGGAGGUUUCCAAGGAGCGGGAAUGGCGGCAGAAGCUGCAGGGCGAGCUGGAAGAUGAGUGGCAAGAGGCCAUCGGGAGGUUUGAAGAUGAUGCUUUUCACGAGGUGCAGGAGCCCGAGUCCUUCUCAGCCUGGUCAGAUCGCCUGGCUCGGGAGCAUGCCCAGAAACGGCGGCAGCAUCUAGAGGCAGAGAGAUCCUGCAGACCCCAAAGGGCUGAGGGCUCCAGCCACAGCUGGCGUCAGCAAGAGGAGGAACAGCAGCUUUUCCGGGAGCGAGCCCAGGUCAAGGAGGAGGAACUGCGGGAGAGCCGAGCCAGGCGGGCUCAAGAAGCUCAAGGGGGCAGAGAGACAGAGCCUCUCCAGCCUGGGCCCGGGGCAGAGCACCCACGAGGGGCAGGGAGGGGCAGUCUCUGGCGCUUUGGUGACGUGCCCUGGCCCUGUCCUGGUGGAGGGGACCCAGAGGCCAUGGCUGCAGCGUUGGUGGCCAGGGGCCCCCCUCUGGAGGAACAAGGGGCUCUGAGGAGGUACUUGAGAGCCCAGCAGGUUCGAUGGCACCCUGACCGCUUCCUGCAGCGAUUCCGAAGCCAGAUUGAGACCUGGGAGCUGGGCCGCGUGAUGGGAGCGGUGACAGCCCUUUCUCAGGCCCUGAACCGCCACGCAGAAGCCCUCAAGUGACCCAGGGGAAUGGGCAAGAACCUGUGCGGGUGUAGCCUCAAGGAUGGGCAGGAAGAGGCGCAAGGUCAUGGAUGGGGAUGAACAGAGGCAGGCCCUGCGCGGAGAGGAUAUGGGGCAGG